AUGAUUUGGUCCAAUAUUGAUGGCCCCCAGACCUGGGUUAUGGUCGUCGCUGUUUUCUGGAAUAAUGCCCACUGGGGAAAAUCCUCUCCGUGGGUAAACCCAAUCGUUGAGAAUCGAGUGACAUGGAAGAAGGCUAAUAGAUCCUUAGAGCUAUGGCGUGUUUCUAGCCUAUCUUACUUCGCAUUCGACAUUUGCGGGGGCAAGAACACUGGAUUACGCUUUCAUUGGGGGUCUUUCAGCGUCACAUGUGCUCGUCAUAUCCCCUCUAGUCACAAUCCUCCAUCACCGUUUUGGCAUCAAGACGACACUCGCCCUCGGAGUCUUUUAGAGACCGCUGAACUGCUAGGUGCAUCCUGGAGCACAGAAAUCUGGCAGCUAUACUUGAGCCAGGGCGUCUGUUUUGGCUGGGGACUGGGAAUGCAGUACCUUUCAACGACCUAUUUGAUCCCCCAAUGCUUUGAAAAGCACCGCAGUCUUGCAGCAGGCAUAUGCACCGCUGGUACCGGGACUUGUGGGAUCAUUUACUCUCUAGCCACGCAUGCUAUGCUAGCGCGAUUUGGCAUUCCAUGGUCUUAUCGUAUCCUGGCAAUUGUUCAGUUGGUAGUCAACGCUAUCUGCGUGCUCGUCAUUCGGGAUAGGAGGCCGCAGGGGGUCAGGGCGUACCAAAUGCCAAAAAUCAACUUCCGACUUUAUCUCCGUUACGAAAUGUGGUUGUUUAUCGGAUGGAGCUUCUUCAGUGUGAUGGGGCUCAUGGUUAUCUGGUUCUCGCCUGCCACUUACGGAAGAAGUGUUGGCCUGACUUCGACGCAAGGUUCUAUUGUCACGGCUGUUAUGAACAUUGGACAGAUGUUUGGACGUCCCACCGUGGGUCUACUGAGUGAUCGAAUUGGACGUACCAAUAUGGCUGCCUUUGCUACUUGCAUUAGCGGCUUGCUUUGCCUUUUGCUAUGA
Messenger RNA from Penicillium mononematosum, 951 nucleotides. RefSeq lists its product as uncharacterized. Gene Ontology annotation, biological process: transmembrane transport. Lineage: Eukaryota; Fungi; Ascomycota; Eurotiomycetes; Eurotiales; Aspergillaceae. The coding region runs from base 1 to 951 and encodes 316 amino acids. Gene Ontology annotation, molecular function: transmembrane transporter activity. The record is from RefSeq and is a predicted model, not a curated record. The transcript has a single exon.